Molecule: messenger RNA, 3342 nt
Organism: Betta splendens (Siamese fighting fish)
Lineage: Eukaryota; Metazoa; Chordata; Actinopteri; Anabantiformes; Osphronemidae
Gene: kif17
Product: kinesin family member 17
Exons: 14
Coding region: 246-2744 (832 amino acids)
Biological process (GO): microtubule-based movement
Molecular function (GO): ATP binding; microtubule binding; microtubule motor activity
Source: RefSeq, a predicted model, not a curated record
AUGGCAUGGAACCUAUUGCGGCACAGCUGCUUCACGACAAAGUCAACCAGCUCAGUGUCUGGACAAUUUAUUUUCCAGCGUUGCUCUCGUGCGUGAUGUCCGCGGGUCUUUGGCUUUGACCGGUAUGUGAACCUCCGGGUGUUCGUAGACGCCCUUGUCAUCUGAUUGUCCGGUUAGCGUUAACGGACCUUUUAGCAUGUUCCUAUAACGCUCGCAGCCCGCUGCUGCGGAGUGAUCGGUGGGACAUGGGGUCAGAGUCGGUGAGGGUGGUCGUUCGGUGCCGGCCCCUCAACGAGCGGGAGAAGGCGCUGGGCUCCCACACGGUGCUGUCCAUGGACCCGCAGCGCUGCCAGUGCUUCAUAAAGAAGCCCGGGGCGGCGGACGAGCCGGCCAAACAGUUCACCUUCGAUGGGACCUAUUUUAUCGACCAAACCACCGAGCAGAUGUACAACGAGAGCGCCUACGCGUUGGUCGAGGGCGUCACUGAGGGUUAUAAUGGCACCAUUUUUGCUUAUGGGCAAACUGGGAGUGGAAAGUCAUUCACCAUGCAGGGUCUGUCUGAGCCUGCAGCCCAGAGGGGAGUCAUCCCACGGGCCUUUGAGCACAUCUUUGAGAGCAUCCAGUGUGCAGAAAAUACAAAAUUCCUGGUGAGGGCCUCCUACUUGGAGAUUUACAAUGAGGAAAUCAGAGACCUUUUGGGAAACAACACCAAGCAGAGAUUGGAGCUGAAAGAGCACCCACAGCACGGGGUGUACGUCCGGGAGCUUUCCCUGCACACUGUGCACAGUGUGGGGGAGUGUGAGAGGAUCAUAGAGCAGGGCUGGAAGAACCGGGCCGUGGCCUACACGCUGAUGAACAAAGACUCCUCCCGCUCCCACUCAAUCUUCACCAUCCAGUUGGAGAUCUGCAACACUGACACAGAUGGUCAGGACCGUCUACGAGCAGGUAAACUCAACCUCGUGGACCUGGCAGGGAGUGAGCGUCAGUCAAAGACCGGUGCGACUGGCGAGCGACUGCGUGAGGCCACCAAGAUCAACCUCUCCCUUUCGGCCCUGGGAAACGUCAUCUCUGCCCUGGUGGACGGCCGCUCCAAGCACAUCCCCUACCGAGACUCCAAGCUGACCAGGCUGCUGCAGGACUCGUUGGGGGGGAACACCCGCACCCUGAUGAUCGCCUGCCUCUCCCCCGCAGACAACAACUACGAGGAAAGCCUGAGCACGCUGCGCUACGCGAACCGGGCCAAGAGCAUCCAGAAUAGACCUCGCAUCAACGAGGAUCCCAAGGAUGCUCUGCUCCGAGAGUAUCAGGAAGAGAUCAAGAAGUUGCGGGCCCUGGUCUCAGGUCAGCUAGGCUCCGCCAACCUUUCAACUCUGUUAGCUGGUCAGUUGUCUGAGGAGACCCCUGAUGUUUGUUCAAGGCCGCAGUCCAGCACCACAGAAGCCGAUCAGGAGAAGAUUAAGGAGGAGUACGAAGAGAGGCUGGCCAAGCUGCAGGCUGAGUACAACGCCCAGCAGGAGUCCAAAGCAAAGCUGCAGGAGGACAUUGCCACACUGCGGGACUCUUAUGAAGCCAAGCUUUCUCGUCUAGAGAAGAGCCGAGCCAGCAGGGGGCGCCCUGUUCCAAAGAAUGUGGACUCCAACUGUGUGAAAGUGAAUCAAGUCACUGAAGAGCAGCUUAGUCACAGUGAUGAGCAAGUGCACCACAGUGCAGCCGGGGAAACCUCUUUGACCACAUUAGACUCCACCACCACCACCACCACCACACAGGAUGUUCCUCUACUUGAUGCUGAUGCUGUCAUCCAAAAACAUCCACAUGGAGAUGGACUCACAGACUCGUCUAGUAUUUCCACAGAAGUACCUCUGGACCAGAAACAGGUCCUGGAAAGGCUGCAGCAGCUGGAACAGGAGGUGGUGGGAGGAGAACAGGCCCGGAACAAAGAACUGCAGCAGAGACACAAGCAGAGGAAGAAAGUGGCGGACCAAAGAAAAGUCCAGCUCAUUCAGGCGCUGUCGGAGAACAGCGAGGAGAGCGAAAACGUGGUGCUGAAUGUCUACAAUUCCAUCCAAGAUGAAGUCUACGCCAAAAGCCAAAUCCUCGCUGUGGUGCAGGACAAGCUGAAAGCAGCCAAACUGGAGAUACGGGACCUGCAGGCAGAGUUUGAGGUGGAGAGAAACGACUACCUGGCGACCAUCCGGCGGCUGGAGAGGGAGGGCCAGCUGCUGCACGGCCUCCUGGAGCGCAUGGCGCCUCUGGUGCGGCGCGACUGCAACUACAGCAACCUGGACCGGCUGAAGAAGGAGGCGGCGUGGGACGAGGACAGCAGCGCAUGGAGGCUGCCAGAUGUGGUGGUGCAGAGGACGACGCUGCCUUCAGUGGCUCCAAAGCUUUUAGCUCGCAGAGAUUCAGCUGCUGACAGUGGAGAGCCACUCAUGAUGGUGGAAGACCGGUAUAAGGAAAUGCUGGAUCGCAGUGACAGCGAGAACAUCGUCAUCAACUACUUCAAGCCAAAGAGAGCCAGCCAACUGCUUGGAAGUGACACGUUGAAGGGACACGCCGUCCGCUCUCCUCCCCUCGUGAACGGUGCGACCCACCUGUCCGUGAGCAGUCCUGCCACGAGCCCACCCGCGGCCUCAGACGCCAUGCUGCCGCGGCCCUUCCGCCUGGAGUCGCUGGGCAGCCACGCGUCCAGCACCAAGGUGAGGCGCAAAAAGAGCAAAGCUCACAGCUGCAACGAGGAGACAUGAAAGCGCUGUGACGGCACGUGGCCUCUCUGGUUCAACUCAUCAAAACUCAACUAAACGAUCAAAUAAUGGUUUUAUAAGAACAGUUUGUACAGUGUUAAAAUCAUAUUUCAGAUGUUAGUUUUAAACACAAUGCUACCUACAGUAUGAUGCUACCUAUGAAUUUUAAUACUGUAUGUAAAAUUUGUGCACUGAAGUCCAACUACCUUGAAAUGUUUCUGCCUCUGACUGUAACACUGCUCCUUAACAUAACAUUAACGUUGUGCAGUUACUUCUAAACAGAAAAUCAAUUUUAUGCAAUAACGUCUAUCUAAUUUAACUUAUUUAAGCAAUUUAAACUUGUGUUUAUGGAUGACCCCACUUUCUCAAAUGGGCUCCCAGAUGUAUUUUUUAUUGGUAGAAUAUUGUUCACGAGUAGUUUACGUACAUAUAUGAUGUUUGAACUAUAGAAUAGUUUGAGAUUUCUUGAAUAUAUUUUAAUAAUCACAUAUUUAUUCCCAUGUUGCCAUGCUCUGUAUAUCUAAUGUAGGAGUUUCAGCCUAGGAUGUUUUUCUUUGUCCUGUUUUAUUCCUAAAUACAGCCAUAGUUGCAUCUCCACUGA